Messenger RNA from Lindgomyces ingoldianus, 543 nucleotides. RefSeq lists its product as uncharacterized. The transcript is spliced from 4 exons. Lineage: Eukaryota; Fungi; Ascomycota; Dothideomycetes; Pleosporales; Lindgomycetaceae. The record is from RefSeq and is a predicted model, not a curated record. Bases 1 to 543 code for a protein of 180 amino acids.
AUGGCCUUAUCCUACCCUCGCAACCUCCCUCCAUACCAGGAAGUCAUCAUCAGCCCUAUGCGCGCUGCCGGGCGCGAUUUUGUGCAGGGUCGCCACGCUGAUCGGUACCUCAAGCAGAAGCGAGUACCGGUCCUGGCUAGUGCAGAACGACCUGACACGUCCCACCCCAUCACCCAUGGCUGUGCAGCGCCGCUGCCAAGAGCUGCGGGACAUCUAAAAUCCGACUUUGGAUUAGGAGCAGGGCUGGCGUGCCGGGCCGUUUUUAUCCGAAAUCGUAUCCGAUGGUGGCUGUGCUGGCAAGACGCCACACCAUCAUCUCUUCAUCCACAUCAAAAUAUUGUAUCGCCUUCGGCGCAAGAUCUGUGUCAGUGCGGGUCAGCCAUCCUCCCUGCUAGCGUCACUGGAGGAGUUAGUCAGUUUGACGAGGCAGAAAACAUUCUAGAAGUAGCCGUCUUACCACCAACUCGAUCUCGAGCAUGCUCGAAGCUUCGCUGUGGCAAAUCUAUACGCUAUAUAUUUGUGCUGAUCCCCGGCCCUCUAUGA